AUGGCAGCACAGAAAGACUUGGAAAGCCAGCCGCAGCUGUCGGACGAGCGGACCCCGCUCCUGGGGACAUCCGCCGUGGCCGAAUCGAGCCAGCAGCCGGCGCAGCAUCGGGGCGACGAUAACGAAGUCAACGAGGGGAACCAGGACCCCGAGCAGGUCCCUCUUAUCACGUCUCACGAUGGAGAGGAGAAGAAAAGGCGGACGACCAGCUGGUGGUUAUGGAGAUCGUUCUGGGCUGCUCUCGCUAUCUUCGUCCUUGUUGUCUUUAUCAAAGGCUGGAUUGAUGCCAAGGACACCAACUUCGAUCUCAAAGCAGCUCUCAUGAGAGCCCUCGGCGGUGGCUUGAGUGGCGCUGCGGCGAUGGUCUUGCAAGUUUUGACACUCAUGCCCAUCAGAACCAUCAUGAACUACCAGUAUCGCUUCGGUUCUGGCUUUAGGGAGGCAACACGCACUCUUUACGAAGACGGAGGGUUGCGAAGAUACUACCAGGGCAUCGGAGCCGCACUUAUUCAGGGGCCGGUCUCCCGCUUCGGUGACACUGCCGCUAACGCAGGUAUCCUUGCCCUCCUUGAGUCGAACUCAUUCUUGAACCAGCUACCUACCCUAAUCAAGACCGUAUUCGCAUCUCUUUGCGCUGCUGCCUUCCGCAUGAUCUUGACGCCCAUCGACACUCUCAAGACCACCCUGCAGGCCCAAGGUGCCAAAGGUACCGCCAUACUGAGGCAGCGCGUCAAGACAAACGGAAUCGGAAGCUUGUGGUGGGGAGCCUUUGCGACUGCCGCCGCCACAUUCGUCGGCCAUUACCCUUGGUUUGGAACCUACAACUAUCUUUCCGCCAAUAUCCCCGAACCCGAUAAGAGCGACAUCUUUGUGUGGCUUCUGCGUCUUGCCUUCAUCGGCUUUAGCGCUUCCGUUAUUUCUGACUCUGUGUCCAACUCGUUGAGAGUGGUGAAAACCUACAGACAAGUCAACGAGACGCAGAUUUCGUAUUCCCAGGCGGCUAAAAUUGUUAUACGGAGAGAGGGCGUCCUCGGCUUCCUCGGUCGUGGCCUCAAGACUCGCAUCUUGGCCAACGGCCUUCAGGGCGUAUUGUUCUCUAUCCUCUGGAAGUUGUUCCUCGACCUCUGGGAGAAGAAGACACAUUCUUAG
This is a messenger RNA of Colletotrichum orchidophilum, 1149 nucleotides long. RefSeq lists its product as uncharacterized. The record is from RefSeq and is a predicted model, not a curated record. Lineage: Eukaryota; Fungi; Ascomycota; Sordariomycetes; Glomerellales; Glomerellaceae. The transcript has 8 exons. The coding region runs from base 1 to 1149 and encodes 382 amino acids.